Messenger RNA from Condylostylus longicornis, 2355 nucleotides. Its product is annotated as nuclear transcription factor Y subunit gamma-like. The annotation marks the transcript as partial. The transcript is spliced from 6 exons. Gene Ontology annotation, molecular function: DNA-binding transcription factor activity, RNA polymerase II-specific; RNA polymerase II cis-regulatory region sequence-specific DNA binding. Lineage: Eukaryota; Metazoa; Arthropoda; Insecta; Diptera; Dolichopodidae. Gene Ontology annotation, biological process: cell differentiation; regulation of transcription by RNA polymerase II. Gene Ontology annotation, cellular component: nucleus. The record is from RefSeq and is a predicted model, not a curated record.
AUGUUACAACCAUCUGGUUAUUACGAAAUUAGUAAUAAUUCUGGUAACUCUUCUUCAAUUUGCGGUUCAGAUUCACUUAUAACAACACCAUUUUCGGUUAAGGAUAUUUUAAAUUUAGCAGAAUCGGAUAACCCAUAUUUACAAAACGAAGGAUUAUCACAACAUCCUGUAAAUUACAUGGACUACGAAUCGUAUAACACAACUGAUCAAACGUCAUCAGGACAAUAUAUAUCACAUAAUGGGUAUUUAUCACAUCAAUAUGGUGGUGCUUCAAAUAAUUCUUAUGAGUAUUCAUCUAUGUCAGGAACGACACCGACAUCUUCACAAUAUUAUCAUCAUCCACAUUCUUCAUAUUCUAAUCAUCAUCAUCAUUAUCAUCAUCCACAUCCUCAUGCUUCAUUUCAUACACAUCAAAGUUAUCAGUAUUCUGCGACAACUAAUCCAUAUGCAUCGACAACAAAUCUUCAAGGAUAUAAUUCACAUUAUCAACAAUCACCGUCAUUUCUGCCUAAUGAAAAUAAUAAUUUAAAUAAUGAUAAUACAGAAAAUAUAGCAACAAUAUCAAUUAUUGAUGAUAAUAGUAGUUAUCAAUCACGUAAUUCAUCAGUUCCACCAUAUAUGUCACCAUCAUCAUCAACACCUGCCGAUAUAAUAAAUCCCUUAGAAUCUUCGAUGACGGCAACAUCUUCGCCACAUUGUUCAAGUAUAGAAAAACAAAGUCCUGUUUCAUCACCAGUGACACAACAACAAAACAGUUGCGCUACCUCAGAACAUGUUCGAGAUCUAGAAAAUAUUUGUCAAAUUAUUGAUCCCAAUUCACAACAAGUCGUAACAUCAUCUCGUGCUGAACUACGUAAAAAUGGCAAACUGAAAACGAAAAGAAAGCCACGUGUACUAUUUUCUCAAUCACAGGUACUAGAACUUGAACGAAGAUUUAGACAGCAAAAAUAUUUAUCAGCACCGGAACGUGAAGUUAUGGCCCAACAAUUGAAUUUAUCACCAACACAAGUUAAAAUUUGGUUUCAAAAUCGCCGAUACAAAUCAAAACGUCUUCAAAUCGAAACAGCAGUUAAUGCGAAAGAUAAUCAAAAGUUAUGCAUUAAUAAAUUACCAACAGUAUCUGACAGUAGUAAGUCAAUGUUAGCAUUAAAAAAUGAAAAAGAAAAAAAUAUUGUAACGUCAUAUCAAAAUACGAUGAAUAUUCAGAAUGUGAUUGGGUCAAACCCAGUACAACGACACAACUUGGGACAUAAUUUAAGUGUGGCACCACCGCCACCACCACCACCACCACCCCCACCAUACCCAGGUUAUCAGUUAUUAUCAUAUGAGCAUCAAGAUUCUUAUUCAAAUCAUCAUCAUACAAAUGGUUUAUACACAACAUCAACCGGUGAACAUUAUGACCAGAAAAGUCAUAAUUUAAAUAAUUAUGAUAAUCGUACAAAAAUAAAAAUGUUUUUAACAUCUCAUGAUGAAAAUAAUCAAAGGUGUAAUUAUUCAAGAGAUUGUCCAAUUGAUAUGAGAAGAUGUAACAGUGAUUCAGAUUGUGAUUCACCUCCACCAUCCGGUUUCAAUCAAAUGCAUAAUUCUGAUGAGAAUUUAAAUAAUAAUCGUAAAAAACGAUCACGUGCCGCAUUUAGUCAUGCUCAAGUUUUUGAAUUAGAACGACGUUUUGCUCAGCAACGUUAUUUGUCUGGGCCCGAAAGAGCAGAAAUGGCAAAAACAUUACGUUUAACUGAAACACAAGUUAAAAUAUGGUUUCAAAAUCGUCGUUAUAAAACAAAACGUAAACAAAUACAACAACAUGAAGCAGCAAUAUUAAGUGCUAGUAAACGGGUACCUGUACAAGUAUUAGUACGUGAUGAUGGACAUUAUGCACAUAUUUUUGGACAAGGACAUUAUCCACACGGUUUAGAUCCAACUUUGAUAAAUAUUUAUAGACAUCAAUUACAAAUGGCAUAUGGUGUUCCAUUACCACAAGUACCAUUUCCAUAUUUUUAUCCAACAAAAAUUCCAACUGCUAUACCGCCGCCACCACCGCCUCCAUCAACAAUAACAUCAACAACUCCAACAGUAACAAAUUCUUUAACAAAUAGCAAUAUAUCGUCUCCAACAUCAGUUUCAAAUGAUGAUACAAAAGUUUUACCACAAAGUUUUCCAUCAAUUUCAAACAGUAAUAAUAAUAGCACUUCAAAAGUUCCAAUAAAUUUUUGUAAAUCAGAUGAACUUAAUCGUACAGAUAAUAAUUAUUCUAUUGAAUCACCAUCAGAUAGAAUUAAAGAUUCAGUUACACCGCAAUCACUUACCGAAAACAAUAAUAGUAACCAUAAUAGUGGCGAAAAUUUUCAAACAACAUCA